This is a messenger RNA of Ogataea philodendri, 1785 nucleotides long. RefSeq lists its product as uncharacterized. NCBI's taxonomy places the organism in Eukaryota, Fungi, Ascomycota, Pichiomycetes, Pichiales, Pichiaceae. Gene Ontology annotation, biological process: protein transport to vacuole involved in ubiquitin-dependent protein catabolic process via the multivesicular body sorting pathway. The record is from RefSeq and is a predicted model, not a curated record. The transcript has a single exon. Gene Ontology annotation, molecular function: phosphatidylinositol-3-phosphate binding; ubiquitin binding. Gene Ontology annotation, cellular component: ESCRT II complex; late endosome membrane. The coding region runs from base 1 to 1785 and encodes 594 amino acids.
AUGAAAGAGCAACACCCGAAUCACACUCCUAACAAGGGUUGGGUUUAUGCCACUGUAACAUGUGGUGGGAGACCUCGCUACAUACCCAAUGAACGAAAUUUGCACCUGGUUAACAAUGUUGGCCUUUAUGUGGGUAAUGCAAAGAUUGAUAAUUAUCAAAACGGGCGACUCUAUCUGACUUCCUUCCGCUUAAUAUACAUUUCCAAUUGCGGAGAUUUUCAUGAUCAAGAUCACUCUAAAAGUGUUGCUUUGGACUUAAGUUUGGUGGAAGACGUGAAAUACAUCAAUGGAUUUAUGAAGUCAAGUCCAAAAAUAUCUCUGACUCUUAAAAGGCAGUAUAAGUCUUCAGAUUCUGGUCGUGAUUCUCCCAUAACUUGGACUUGUCCUAUAUGCUUUCAGCCUAAUGAAUUUAGCUUAAAUCAGAAGGAUGAUCGCUGCACCCCUGUAUGCAGCAAAUGUGGAGUAAGGGCAAACAUGACAGACAUUGCGAGAGCUAUUUCACAUCAGGGGACCGAAGAGAGCGUGACGCCCCAGGCUAAGAUGUUAGGAGGGGGAAAUACUGAGAACAGUGUCUGUGUAACGUGCUUAUACGAAAACAUCAAUUGUGCAAGCUGUGAAAGAUGUGGAAGUCCAAUUGUACACACAACCUUGAGUAUUGAUGAUUCUGAUUCUUCUGCACACGUGCCAAACUUUUCGAUAGAUUCCAGGGCUGACAAGGGGACCAUUGGGCUUUAUAGAUUGAGUUUCCGAAGUGGGGGAUCAAAAACUUUUUUUGAAAAGCUACAGUUAGCUGUAUCACAAGCAAGGUGGCUUCGUGCAACAGGAAAGAAAAGAGUCAACGUUGGAAGCACUAAGCUUAGUGACAUGCCUCUGAAUGCCAAAGGUGAUAUUACUUCACGAGAAAAUAGUUCGGCUUUUCCGCCCGAUCACUCACAAGUAAAAGCGGGAAUCCACGGCCUUCAGGAGUCUACGAACCUUCGAAAUAUUGAGAGAUCUGCAUUUCUUAGUUCUUCGCUUGGGGAUCUACAAAAUUUGAUGGACAAAAGUGUGGAGCUUUCCAAAGUGGGGGAAGAAUACAAAAGAGCAUUGAUGUUUUCUGCUAGGAGACCAGACGAAAUGGGCCAAACAUUACGAUUGCUUUCACGCUCGAAGCACUCGAUCAAAAUGCUGGGGACCUUGCUCACUACUGAUGAAGUAACUAGCGUUUCAGAUGAUUUUUCCCAAGCAGACUUUCUAAAAUCAUUAAGGGAUAGUGGAGAUACACGAAUGUUGGGCUUGUACGAAGAAGAACUUUGUCGCCAGGUUUAUGACUAUAUCAUGGCUAAUCAGAUGAUAAGGAAGGGCGGGGAGCUGAUUUCACUUCUCGAUUUUUAUUGUCUUUACAAUAAAAAAAGGGGAUUUUUCUCUAUCUCUCCAUCUGAGUUUUUGGCUGCGGUGAAAAGCUUUGAGGAAUUCAAUUUCAAAUUACAGCUUUUACAGCUUCCAUUUCCGCAUACAAGGGAUAAUAGCUCGCAAACACCCAAAUCAGAAUAUUUGAAUGCAAUCUCCAGUUCUACCAUGGAUGCCACUGCCAUCUCAAACUCUGUUUUGAACAUCUUAAAAGUUAACGUUCCAAAUGGGUGUUCCGCACUGGAUCUACAAGGUAAUGAGACCCUCAAAUUCAAUUUUUUGUUUCUGCAAUCCAUUCUUCAUAGCUUGGUACAUGCGGGAGCGGUGUGCUUUGAUUCCAGAGCUCAAGGCGAGAUAUUUUUCCUUAACGAAAUAAUAAGUUUCACCUGGGAAUAA